AUGCUAGCAAAUCCUUACCGGCAGAAGCCACCAAGUGACGAAAGCAAGUGGGUCUGCAUUUAUCCGCUGUAUUUGAACUCCCGAAAAACUCUUGUUCAAGGGAGGCGAAUUCCGAAAGAUAAGGCUGUUGAUUCUCCAACUUCUCAGGAAAUUUUUGACAUCUUACAAAAUGCCGGUUUGAAGGUCAAAAUAGAGAAACAAAAGAUGCAUCCAUUAGAUGCUUCUCGAGAUACUAACUCGCAAGGUCGUGUGCGGAUACAGCUGCAUAAUGAUGACGGCAGUCUUUGUAACGAGAAAUUUCCAACGCGUAAGUCACUAAUGUUGUAUGCCUGUGAGAUGAUUCCGAAGUUGAAGACGAGGCAAACUGGAAGUAGCCAGUCUCAUGGUGGAACUUCCGGCAAGGGUGGCAAACAACAGAAGAAGAAAAGGUGA
Molecule: messenger RNA, 432 nt
Organism: Enterobius vermicularis (human pinworm)
Lineage: Eukaryota; Metazoa; Nematoda; Chromadorea; Rhabditida; Oxyuridae
Source: the annotation of a GenBank genome assembly